AUGGACAAAGAUUGCGACAUGGUAUAUAAGAACAUCUCUGACAUAUAUAAAUCUGGGGAGUUUAAGACAUACGACAACUUUGUUUCAUUAGUUGCUGAAUGUGUUUGGGAAAUAAGAGAUAAAGAUAGAAGAGGUAAGGUAUGGCAUGAACAGUUAAAACCAGCAGCUUUUGAGUUAAAGAAAACCAUUGACGCCUUAGUUGUUCUAGCUGGUUUUAUUUCAAUGUAUAACGCAAAAAUGAAUCCGCAAUGUUCAAAAUGUAAAGCAGCAAUGAGGAAAUAUAACUACUCCGUCAAAGAGAUAGAACGUAUGAGAAACGACUAUGCUGACUUAAAGAAAGAAGUAGAGAAACCAGCAGAAGAUAAAAUGGAUAUGUUGAACAACAAAAACUAUCCAACUGCUGACGAUUUCCUAUUAUCUGAUGUCAAGAAGAAAUAUAAAGAAACCUUCGGCAUAGUUAAAAUUUUUGAUAUCCUUCGUGAAGAAAUAGAAGCUACAAAACUGUUUAAAGUCAUGAACCAUCGCAACAUAUACCAUGUAAAACGCUUGUAA
This is a messenger RNA of Trichomonas vaginalis G3, 552 nucleotides long. RefSeq names its product organellar and viral DNA polymerase type B. The transcript has a single exon. The record is from RefSeq and is a predicted model, not a curated record. The coding region runs from base 1 to 552 and encodes 183 amino acids. Lineage: Eukaryota; Parabasalia; Trichomonadida; Trichomonadidae.